Messenger RNA from Staurois parvus, 318 nucleotides. NCBI's taxonomy places the organism in Eukaryota, Metazoa, Chordata, Amphibia, Anura, Ranidae. The record is from the annotation of a GenBank genome assembly.
AUGUAUGUGAAAUGGUUUGAUACAGUAAUGUUUUACUAUGUGAUUUUAGUGAAUUUAGUGAAUGUCACUUUUUGUCAUUUUCAAAUUUCCCCGCCGUUCCGUCCCCAUACGUCCUAACGCUUGCAGAGGACGGAACCCAGAAGACAGAUGCCGGCAUCUGCCGGAGGACAUUGCCGGGGACACUGCAGGAGGGACAUCGCGGGAGCGCAGGACAAGGUAAGAGAAGAACAGAUCCUGGAGCAGCGCCACAUGGUAAGCCCGAGUGUAGCUCGGGGUUACCGCUUGUGCUACACUCGGGAAUACCGCCAGGGAGGCUAC